Molecule: messenger RNA, 2919 nt
Organism: Alternaria metachromatica
Lineage: Eukaryota; Fungi; Ascomycota; Dothideomycetes; Pleosporales; Pleosporaceae
Exons: 2
Coding region: 1-2919 (972 amino acids)
Molecular function (GO): protein binding
Source: RefSeq, a predicted model, not a curated record
AUGGAUCCCGCCCAUCAACCACCCACAGGUCACGGGAACAACAACCUCGAUCAUGAGAAUGAGCCGCAGAUUGGUGGAUUAGAGCGCAACGAAACAUGGCCGUUGGGCGAGGGAGAGCGUACAGAGGGCGGCGCAGGCUCGAGUAGUACCCCAUACGUCAGCCUCUUCUCGCCCAACGUACCCGCCAUACCACCAUCUGCGCCGUCCGACGUCCCCGACAGUCCCAGGGCACACGUGAGCCACUCGAGGUCUCUCAGCUACUCGCGCUCGAUGCCGUCACUGGCCAACUACUCCAGCAUGACAUCGCGUGCGUCCAGAGCUCACGGUCAAGAGGAACGACCGCCCAUAGUUCAGCUGCAAACCCGGAUAGACCAAGCCCAAAAGAGCGCCGAUGAUCCAAACACCCCGUUGGAAGAACAAGGCAAAAGGCGCACGACGUUGGACCUGAUGCGUACAGAGCACUCUGUUCGCACCGACAUUAGUAGGUUGUUCAGCGAGAGCGCAGCCAUGCCUGGAACUAGGGCACCUUCCUACAACAACGCGACGGGACCAUUGUAUUUGCGAGUUUCAGGCGAAGCCAUACCUCUGCCUGACCACCUUUACACCCGCGGGCUGCUCGAAGGACGACACUCGGACAUUACCAUCAUCGCCUUUGGCCAGCGAUAUCCUCUGCACCGCCUCAUCCUCGAUCGCGCACCCUUCUUCACGACCGCCCUCUCUGAGCCAUGGCUCGAAAGCCGGUCCAAGGAAGUCAAACUACACCCGGAAGAGAUCGAUUCCAGCAUUACGCAGGCUUCGUUCGAGCUGGCUAUACGCAAACUCUAUGGUGUCGAUAUCUCGAAAGAGCUAGAUGCUGAAGCCAUUGGUCUCUUCGCGACUGGCUGCUGGCUAGAGAUGCAGGACCUCAUCGACUCUGCGAUCGAAUCCAUACUGCGGCAGAUGGCACCGGAGACGCUGGCCUACCUCAUCCGCUUAGUCACCUCCAACUACUAUGGCCGAUCUGGAGACCGCAUACUUGAGUCGGCCAAGGCGAUGCUAAGCAGGAACGGCUGGGAAAUGCCUCUCAAAUACUGGGACGAUAUGCCCGGCGACAUAGUUCGUGAGCUAGUAGGGUCUGACGGGUUCUUCGUGGAUAGCGAGUGGGACCGCUGGGUACUUUCCAAGCGUCUUCUCGACCGCCGGCUACGUCAAGCAGCCAUCGAGGCUGGGCUUAUCCAGCGAGGACAGAGACCCAUCCCACAAGCACCCAACUCCCUUCGUCUCAUGGCAGUUCGCUUCGACGGUGUUUAUCGACAGAAUGCCCUGACAACGGCGCAUUCCUCAUCCGACGCGCAAGCUGACUGGCUUGCUCUCUACACGCUGCCCGACAUUGAGCGCAUACUCGUGUUGCUAGACGAGGGCAUCCACUACAUUCACAUGGAAUACGAGCAGCUUGAGUUUAUCCGGAACGCUCGCGACGUAUUUGGCCUACCAGUGAUGCCUGAAAGGGUCAUCUCCAAUGCGCUAUGGCAGCAACUGGCUCUUCGCCAGAGGGUGCUCAACACCGAUGAGUCUGCUCAGGAGCUGGGUCUAUGUCAAUCAACCCCAGACCCCGAAGACGCGAAUGUGGCGACGAAGACUGGAAGCGAGCUCACUAACAAAGGAAAGCAAAAAGAGUUGGCGGAUCCUAUCGACGAAGGCGACAUCGAGUCGGAUAGUUGGGACGGCAAUGGCAAGCCACGGAAGUUUUGGAUCCCAAGCUCGGACUGCAACAUUGUCUUGGGAAACGGUGCGGAUCCUGUUGUCACGACAUCCAACUCUUUCCAGCGCCAUGCUUCACGUCUUUCAGCCACAAUACAGCCAGAGGAUGCGCAAUGGGCCACCGACUUUGCAUCUACUCCGUCGACGUUGACGAACCCAAAUACUCGCAUGGACUUUGCACAACGCCCAAUCUCUGCUGGUGGCGGCAACGCUGGUCAGCCAAAACCAAUCGCUUACACCGAAUUUCCUCCAUUCCGCUUCUCGGCUGAGUUUCCUAAUCCACGAUUUCUCAAAGAGAAGAAGCGCGUCUAUUCGAGGACGGUAUCCUACGCAGGCUCUCUGUGGAACAUCUACAUUCAGAAAGUUCGCUCUGCCAAGAAUAUCCAGUUGGGUGUAUAUCUCCACCGUGCCAAGGAGCGAGAGGUAGAUGAGGCUGGACAUGUCAGUGGUCUCAGCCAACAGAACAACGGCUCGGUUGAUGAGCGUAUCGGCCAGCUAGAGCGCGAGAUGCUCAUGCGUAGUGACCGACGUGAUCGGCGGCGCAGCACCCGAGUUCCGUUCAUGGAUCCUGCUGCUGAAGAGGAUACCUCUGGCAGUGGUGGAGAUCCCGACCCUGCUCUCGGCUCUCUGGGACUGCGCAACCCACUCUUCUCUAGCGGCAGUCUUGGUCGCCAUCGUAGUCGUCUACCCACUCGCGGUAUCCCACAAUGGGGCUUCCAGAAUCUGGCCUCUUCACCACCCCAAGACGGCGAUACCAUAGACUCUCCCUCCUUCGCUAACGCUCCCUACUCGCCAUCCGAACACGACUCAGACCCAUCCGAUGACGACGACGAGUCAGACGCCGCCGCCUACAUCAACCCCUCUCUCGCCUCUAGAGUUCAGCGCAAAACGCGAGCCGUCAUGCCUGCACUUCCUCCCUAUGUCGACGGCCGCCCCACAAUAAAAACCUACUUUAAGAUCUACAGCCCCUCCAAGGGUGGAAGGAUGCUCAGCAUCUAUGAAAGCGCGCCUGACCGCUUCAAUUUCAGUCAGAGCUGGGGAUGGAAGAGCAGCACUUUGAUGCUGGACGAAAUCACGAUCAAUAACGGCGGAGAUGAUACCCUGGCUGGUGCCAACCCAGCUGCAAGCAAGAAGACGGAUGGCAAAUUGAGAUUCAUGGUUGUUAUCGGCAAUUUGUGA